AUGGCUGCGCCCAGGAGCGCCGAGGGCCGGGACGAGGAAGAGGAGGCGGCGGCGGCGGCGGCGGGGCUGCAGCGGGCGGUGGGCGGCCUGCAGCUCUUGCUGGGCCGGAGCGCAGGCACCGGCCCGUCGCCGGAGUCGCUGCGCCUCGGGCUGACCGCGCUGGAGGAGAGGCUGGCCCGGGACCCCCAGUGGGCUUCCCUGCGCUGGGCGAGGACCGAGGUGGCCCAGCGGGCCCCGGGGCUGAGUCCCGGCCCCGACCCGCCCUGGGCCGCGGCCUGCCAGGCGCUUCUGCUGCUGCUCUGCCUCAAGCGCUGCCUGGUCCGCCUGGCAACCGCGACCCCCGCAGCCAGCCCGGGCGAGGCCGGGGGCCCGCCUCCGCUGCGCCCGGACGCCCUGAGCAUCGCCCAGGAGGGGACCGUGCAGGCGGCAGCGCAGCUGGCGGUGGCCUUGGGCCUCCGCCCUUACCUGCUGCCCGGGGUGGCGCCCCCGCCCCGGGACAAGGCCGGCCUGCUCGCCGCCCAGCCCGAAGCCCCGCGGAGGCUCCUCGCCGCCUGCAGUGCCCUGGUGGAAGUGGCCGAGCACCCUGAGCUGGGCAGGCUAAUCCUGGUGCGCCACCUGGGCGACCUGCUGGCUGGGCUGGCCCAGCUAGGCUUCUGCCCCGCAAGGAAGGCCCAGGUAGGUGCCGAGAUGCAGGGCCUGACCGAAGGGGAACGGAGCAGCUGCAAAGAAGCCUUGCAAGGCCUUUUGGACAAAGUGUACCAGCCCCUGGUGGUCCAGGAACUGCUGCUGCUUCAAGGGGGCGCUAAGCGGGCCUCCUGUCCCAGCCAGCAGAAGAAGGAGCCUUGUAUGGCACCAGCACCAGCCUGGCUUCAGCGCCUUUGUGGGCAUCUGCUAUCCGGGAGGCUGUUAAGACCUGGUGGAGUUCAGGCUGUGAUCCGUGGCAUCCUGGAGGGAGCCGGAGCUGGGGCUGUAGCGGGCAGCAGUGCAGAAGCGGCAGCAGCCGACUGGCAGAAGUGCGAGGCUGUAGCCAAGAUCCUGUCCUCGUGUCCUCAGCAGUCUCUGUCCCUGGAGGAUUAUUGUCAACAGAUUUGCCCACAGAUCCUGCAGCUGUUUCUCCUCCAGGAUAAGCUGAUGAUGCACCAGUUCCAUCGCGUGGCGACCGCAACCGUCCUCGCCAUGGCCAGGCAACAUCCCCAGCAGGCAGAGAAGCACCUGCUGCGUCCCCUGCUGGAGCCUCUCCUGCGCUGCCUGGGGGGGGCAGAAGGUUCCCUGGGAGACGUGCCAGCUGGGGCGGUGCUGGUGGAAGAGGAGUUGCUCUCGGGGUGCGUGGAAACGGUGCAUAAGGUCUGUGUGGUCGGGAAUGAGCCCUCGCCUUGCCUCUUGGGUGCCCUGCAGCCUGCGCUGGGGGCCGUCUUCUCCCUCUGGUGCUUCACCAAGCAGAACGUGUCCUUCUUACGCACCCCCUGCCAGGAGAUCUUGCUAUGGUUCCUGGAGAAGAGCGAGCGACGGGCUUCUCUGGCGGCCCUGGAAGGCCUGGCAGAGCUCAGAGGGAGCCCCCGCCUGCCCCACCCCCACUGCCACUUCCAGGUGGGUGGAGGAGGGGGCGUGGCGGCCACCAUCCAGGAGCCUGUGAGUGACGAGGACGAGGCCCUCUAUCGGAAGCUUUCGUUGGAGCAGUGGCAGCUGGAGCAGCUGGUGGACUUGCUGUCUCGCUGCCGGAGGGGCCGCCUAGCGGGAGACUUCUUCCUGGGCUGCUUAAAGGAGCUGACCCAGGUGGCCUCUGAGGAGGACCCUGCGCCCCCUUCGCAAGCCGCCCCCCUGGAUCUGGAGCAGCUCUGCAACCCAGCCCUCCCCCAGCAGAGGAGGCAGCUGCAGGUGCUUCGGGUGGUGGCCCUGCUGACCGAGGCCCUUUCGGACUCUCUGCUCACCGAUGUCAGGCAGGUGGUGGACUUCGUGGCAGCCACUCUGCAGCGGGCCUGUGCAGGUCUCUCCAGGGGCUCGGUGGGCCCCGUGGAGUCCCAGACGCUCAGCAUGGCUGUGGGGCUGGGGGCGGCCAUGCUGGGGGGGGUCCUGGAGCUGGCGUCCUGCUUGGCAGCCGUGGUCAAAACCGACCGGGAAGCUGAGGUCCGUAGAGCCGCGGUCCACGUGGUGGUGCUUCUCCUGCGGGGGCUGAGCACGAAGGCGGUGGAGGUUCUCCGCGAUGUCCUGCUGGAUCUUUACCGCCUGCUGAAGUUCGUGGGGCGCUGCGAGGAAGACGAGGUGACGGUGCUGCAUGCUCAGCUGGCCUUGGAAGAGCUGGACAGCCUCCUCAGGCCGCUCCUCUUCCCGCCACAGACGCUGCAGAAGAAGAUGGAGAUCCUGCCCUACUAGGCUGCUGCUCCGGAGGGCCACGGAGCCCUGUCCCUGCAAAGCCCUCGGGCGUGGCCUCCCUGGCAGCUUCUGUGGGAACUCGGCCCCGUGGCGCAGACUCUGGACAGGCUCAGCUUUCUUGUGUGGGGCUCCAUCCCCACUGAGAAGCAUUGGGCGGGGCGGGACAGGUCAUCCCAGG
Messenger RNA from Pseudonaja textilis, 2548 nucleotides. The record is from RefSeq and is a predicted model, not a curated record. Lineage: Eukaryota; Metazoa; Chordata; Lepidosauria; Squamata; Elapidae.